GAAAAGGAACAGUAAACACGCCUUGAUCUCUCUCCCUCUCUCUCUCUCUGCGCGCGUCACUCACAUACAAAUUUACGACGAAAAUACCGCUAUGCUUCUUUUAUAUAUGAAGUCCAUCCCAGACUCCCACAACAAGAUCAUCCAGAAGACGCAAACCUUUUCAGAGCUUUUGCCUUUUUUUUUUCCUUUUACCCUUUUGCUCUUCCUUGCUGGGAAGGGUAAGGAUUUCAAUAUUCUAUUCAGAUUUGAGAUUAAGAGGCUGAGGCUUGUGUAGAUGAGGGAGGAGAACCUGGGAAAACCAGAGGAAUAGAGGGAUCAACGUGUGGUUGUUGUUGAAACACAAGUGCGCAUUAAGUGUUGGAUUUAAUUCCUCAAUUAAAUUUUCUUUCUCCUCCUUGUCACAAGUUUACUAGUGUAUUCAGUAUUGUCCUUUUAAGAUAUUUUGCCUAGUUUUACCUCCUUUCUACUUUAGUUCACAUAUUUUCGCCUCUCUUUCUACCGUCACUUUCCCUAUUUAAUUUCCCAUUUCCCGAGAGCCCAUAGGCGAACCCUGGUCUAAAGCUAACAAGCUCCGUCUGAGUCUCCAAUGGCUAGUUGGGUUUUGACAGAAUGUGGGUUAAAGCCUCUUCCUCCAACAUUCGCUCGACCCAGGGUUGAAGCUGUGACGUGUAAGAGCUCCAAGGUCAGAUUUUUGAACGCAAACAAUGGUGUCAAUGAGACAGAUCUGAAAUUUCAGACAAGAGGCUUCACAUGUAACUUCAGAGAGAGAAGAAGCUGGGAACUGAGAGUGAGUGCUCCUUUGAGGGUUGCUUCCAUUGAAGAAGAGGAUGAAGAAAGAAGAGAGAGAAUCAACGUGGGGUUCAAUGGGGCAACACAGGAAGAACCAGAAUUCGAUCCUGGGAAUCCACCACCAUUCAAAUUGGCUGAUAUCAGAGCAGCCAUUCCUAAACAUUGUUGGGUGAAGGACCCAUGGAAGUCAAUGAGUUAUGUUGUGAGAGAUGUGGCUGUGGUUUUUGGAAUGGCUGCUGCUGCUGCUUAUUUGAACAACUGGCUCGUUUGGCCUCUGUAUUGGGCUGCUCAGGGAACCAUGUUCUGGGCUCUGUUUGUCCUUGGUCAUGAUUGUGGUCAUGGAAGCUUUUCAAACAAUCACAAGCUGAACAGUGUUGUCGGUCAUCUUCUGCAUUCUUCAAUCCUAGUACCCUAUCAUGGAUGGAGGAUCAGUCAUAGAACUCAUCACCAAAACCAUGGUCAUGUGGAAAAUGAUGAAUCUUGGCACCCGCUGUCUGAGAAAAUAUACAAGAACUUGGACCAUUUGACCAAGACUCUGAGGUUUACUGUACCAUUUCCAAUGCUUGCGUAUCCUUUCUACCUUUGGAGCAGAAGUCCAGGAAAGACUGGUUCUCACUUUGACCCAAACAGUGAUUUGUUCGUUCCCAGUGAAAGAAAAGAUAUUAUCACUUCCACUGCUUGUUGGACCGCCAUGGCUGCUUUGCUUGUAGGUUUAGGAUUUGUUAUGGGUCCAAUUCAAUUACUUAAGCUUUAUGGCAUUCCUUAUUGGAUUUUCGUGAUGUGGUUGGAUUUUGUGACUUACUUGCAUCACCACGGACAUGAAGAUAAACUACCAUGGUAUCGCGGAAAGGAAUGGAGCUACCUUAGAGGUGGACUUACAACUCUUGAUCGUGAUUAUGGUUGGAUUAACAACAUCCAUCAUGACAUUGGAACCCAUGUCAUUCAUCAUCUCUUUCCUCAAAUACCACACUAUCACUUAGUAGAAGCAACUGAGGCUGCAAAGCCAGUGCUUGGAAAAUAUUACCGUGAGCCAAAGAAAUCAGGGCCUCUUCCCUUUCACCUAAUUGUAGAUCUGGUUAGAAGCUUGAGGAAAGAUCAUUUUGUUAGUGACACGGGGGAUGUUGUGUACUACCAAACAGACCCUAAGCUCGCUGGCUUCUCUUCUUCAUCAAAAAAGUAAAAGCUUUAAACAAUUUUUCGUACUUUGAGAACAUAUCAGAAGCCACACAACACACAGUUCCUUAACUCUGAAGAUAUUAACUUUGGAGAUUGUCUCACUGUCUUGAGUUUGUAAUUUCAUGGAAUUGCCAAGAGGCAAAUUUUUCUUCGCUGGAAGAGAGUAGAUGCUUAUUGCCUAAAGCAUUUGGUUGUAAUUGUCUGCUACUGAAUAAGAUUAAGCAGAGUGUAUGUACUAUUAUUGUAGUCUAUUCUUCGUCUUCGAGAGUGAAGAAUACUUGUAAA
Messenger RNA from Prosopis cineraria, 2250 nucleotides. RefSeq names its product omega-3 fatty acid desaturase, chloroplastic-like. Bases 587 to 1969 code for a protein of 460 amino acids. Lineage: Eukaryota; Viridiplantae; Streptophyta; Magnoliopsida; Fabales; Fabaceae. Gene Ontology annotation, biological process: lipid metabolic process. Gene Ontology annotation, molecular function: oxidoreductase activity, acting on paired donors, with oxidation of a pair of donors resulting in the reduction of molecular oxygen to two molecules of water. The record is from RefSeq and is a predicted model, not a curated record. The transcript has 8 exons.